UUAAAUAAAUGAAAGCGUACGAGUAAAUAGAUCGUGUAAAAAUAAUAAUAAAAAACAGAUUUGUUUUCAAACUUUGUUUAUUUUUUGUCUCGCAUCUAUUUUUUACGUUUGUGUAGUCAUUUUACUGCACUCCUCUAUGUUUAAAAACAAACUGCUUGUUUUAGCUAAUGUAGCUUGCUACAAGAACUGCGAAAGGACAUUUCCUACUGCUACCAACGACAGCUAGAUAACUGUUGCACUUCCACGUUCAGCCAGCCGUAUUGACCACAAACUCAUCAGUUUACUUGUCGAAUUCUGCUACUCUUUGUUCCGUUUUUGGUCAAGAUGCGAGACAUUAAGGUACUUGUUCAGCAAUAAGAAAAGAAGACGAAAAGUAAUCCGCACUAGGAACUGGAAUUCGGACGCUCCGCUGCGUUGGACGUGCUACACUUACAUGAAGAGAAACGUCGGCAGACUGUAGAAGUGUCGCGAAGAGCGUUGUGUCUGGAGUCUUGAGUGCUGAUCACGAGGAGGCGCAAGCAGGAAAACAAAACACGACGUGGAGGAGGAACAGAGACAGGAGCAGAGGACUGAGAGAAGAAGGAGGUGAGGAGCAAGAGAACACGCUGACGGGCGAGGAAGAAGAGGAGAGGGCUUGAACCGGGAGCAGUGCACCAUGGGUAAACAGAACAGCAAACUGCGUCCUGAGGUUCUGAAUGAUCUGCGGGAGAACACGGAGUUCACGGACCACGAGCUCCAAGAGUGGUACAAGGGCUUCCUGAAGGACUGCCCCACGGGCCACCUCACGGUGGAGGAGUUCAAGAAGAUCUACGCCAACUUCUUCCCCUAUGGCGACGCCUCCAAGUUCGCCGAGCACGUGUUCCGCACCUUCGACACCAACGGCGACGGCACCAUCGACUUCCGGGAGUUCAUCAUCGCACUGAGUGUGACGUCGCGCGGGAAGCUGGAGCAGAAGCUGAAGUGGGCCUUUAGCAUGUAUGACCUGGACGGCAAUGGCUACAUCAGCCGCGCAGAGAUGCUGGAGAUUGUGCAGGCAAUCUAUAAGAUGGUGUCUUCCGUGAUGAAGAUGCCGGAGGACGAGUCCACGCCGGAGAAGCGAACGGACAAGAUCUUCAGACAGAUGGACACUAACAAUGACGGUAAACUCUCUCUGGAGGAGUUCAUCAAAGGUGCCAAGAGCGACCCCUCCAUCGUCCGGCUACUGCAGUGUGACCCAAGCAGUGCCAGUCAGUUCUGAAAACAGACAGAAGGACAGAUGGACACACUGACCCGCCCUGCCCCACCCCUCUCCCACUCCCACUCCCGCUCCACAUUGUCAGCUGGGCCGGUCCUCGCCGUUAAGCUCGUAUGAUAACUGAUGCCUUCCUCAUCAUUCCAGCACCCUCCAUGGACAGAUAUUUCAU
This is a messenger RNA of Megalops cyprinoides (Indo-Pacific tarpon), 1403 nucleotides long. Its product is annotated as hippocalcin-like protein 1. The record is from RefSeq and is a predicted model, not a curated record. Bases 656 to 1237 code for a protein of 193 amino acids. Gene Ontology annotation, molecular function: calcium ion binding. NCBI's taxonomy places the organism in Eukaryota, Metazoa, Chordata, Actinopteri, Elopiformes, Megalopidae. The transcript has 4 exons.